Centrocercus urophasianus (Greater sage-grouse) is the source of this 2937-nucleotide messenger RNA. RefSeq names its product cytosolic phospholipase A2 epsilon-like. NCBI's taxonomy places the organism in Eukaryota, Metazoa, Chordata, Aves, Galliformes, Phasianidae. The coding region runs from base 1 to 2937 and encodes 978 amino acids. Gene Ontology annotation, biological process: glycerophospholipid catabolic process. The record is from RefSeq and is a predicted model, not a curated record. Gene Ontology annotation, cellular component: cytosol. Gene Ontology annotation, molecular function: calcium ion binding; calcium-dependent phospholipid binding. The transcript has 23 exons.
AUGGCUUCUGCACAUGUGAAGAGAUACAGGAGAGAGCUUCUGCAACAGCCAGCCUAUUAUCCUACAGGAAAGAGGACUGGGAAUUUCAGCACUACAAGAGCUCUGUACCUCCCCAGGUCUGCAUUUCACCUCAGCUUCAAUCCACAGGAUCACAGACUGAAUCUGUUCCUCCUGGUUAGUUCCUCUCUGCCCUAUCCCAGAGGGAAUGAGGAACCUCUGUUGGGUAAAGGAGGGAAGACACUGGCAACUGUGGAACCUAAUAUUAGGGUGCCAUUUGCAGCACCCAUUUUCAAUGCAGCAGUGAUCUCGAUGGCAUCAACAUCUGCCUUAUCUCAGCAUCCCAGCAGCAAAUCAAGCCCAUUGCAAAAUGAAGGACAAAAAUGGAUGGUGCAGGACACAGAGCAGAGCUAUGUUGAUGCUGAGCAGGAAGAAAUAUCAGCUUACUCCCUGCUCACUGUCAGAAUCAUAAAGAUGACAAAUGCUCAUCAGGCAGACUUCUUAAGCCAGUCUGAUUGCUACGUGAGUCUCUGGUUGCCAACUGCUUCAGAUGAGAAAUUCCAAACAAAAACCAUCAAGAACUGCAGAGAUCCUGUGUGGAAUGAAACUUUCUACUUCUGGAUACAGAGAAAAGUCAAGAAUAUUCUAGAAAUGACUGUUUCUGAUGAUGACAUCUUUCGUGAUGAUGACCAUGCUAUUGUUCUUUUUGAUGUAGCUAAAAUCUCCCUUGGGAAAAGAGUGAUGGUGGCAUUCCCAUUGAAUCCACAGGGGAGUCAGGAGCUGGAAGUUGAGUUUCUCUUGGAGAACAUCCGGGAUCAUGCUGAAACCAUCAUCACAAAUGGGGCAGUAGUGUGCCGUGAGCUGGCCUGCUUGGAAGUUGAGUUUGACAGCAGGGUGAAAAAAAAACAGUUUGCAGAGAAUGAGCUAACGUUUACAGUGAGAGGAUCAUUUGAAGAAACGCAGAGAGUUUUACUGGGCUCUGGCUCCCGUUCCCCUCUCCCAGAUCCCACUCUCUUCCACUAUGCCAAAUACAAGCAACCCUCAUUGGAUGUUGCACUCACAAAGAAGAGGAGGAUUCCCAGCUUUUGUGCUUGUGUGACAUGCAGAGAAAGGAGGAGCAGAAGCAUCCCCCUGACUUUACCUCUGAAGUCGCUCCCUUCUGAGCAGGAAGCAGUCAGCAAGUGCAGAAAAUUUGGUUUGCUCUUCAAGACGAAAAAAUGCCAGGAAGACCUCGAUGUACGGCUGGGCUUUGACCUGUGUGCUCAGGAACAGGAUUUCAUUUGCAAAAGGAAGAAGGUUGUUGCGGCUGCUCUGAAGGACAUUCUUCAGUUGGAGGAGGACUUGGAGGACGAUGAGGUACCUGUGGUGGCAAUCAUGACCACGGGUGGUGGAACGAGAGCUCUGACAGCCAUGUACGCUCACCUUCUGAGCGUGCAGGAACUGAAUGUCUUGGACUGUGUUUCCUACGUCACCGGUCUGUCUGGCACAACAUGGACCAUGGCAAACUUGUAUGAAGAUCCUGACUGGUCACAGAAGAAUCUUAAGAAAACACUCAAUGAUAUCCGAAGGCACGUGCUUAAAAAUAAAUUCUUGGCUUGUUUUGCUCCAGACCGUCUGAAAUACUACUUGAAAGAGUUAUGCCAAAGGAAACAGGAAGGACAUCAGAUAAGUUUCACAGAUCUGUGGGGACUCAUCAUUGAAUCUAUGUUCCAUGACAAGGAGGACACCCAGAAGCUCACAGAUCAGCAGCAGGCACUAAACCGUGGUCAGAAUCCCCUGCCCAUCUACCUCUCCCUCAAUGUGAAGGAUAAAAUCAGCGACCAGGAUUUUAGAGAAUGGGUGGAAUUCACUCCUUAUGAGGUAGGAUUCCUGAAAUAUGGUGCCUAUAUUCGUGCAGAAGAUUUUGGCAGUGAGUUCUUCAUGGGUCAUCUGAUGAAGAAAAUCCCAGAAUCCAGAAUCUGCUUUUUGGAAGGGAUCUGGAGUAGUGUAUUUUCCCUGAAUCUUUUGGAUGCUUGGUACAUAUCUGUUCAUUCCGAAGACUUCUGGCACAAGUGGACCCGAGACAAAAUUACUGACAUUGAUGAUGAAACCCUGCUCCCUAAAAGACCGAAUGAGCUGGAAACUCGAGUGGUUUGUCCCACCGACAGCUUUUCAGACAUCUUCCGAGAUGUUGUCACGUUACGUCCAGCAGCUUCAGAAAUCCCUAACUUCCUAAAAGGCCUCCAGAUGAACAACAACUACCUAGAGAGCGAAUUUUCUAAAUGGAAAGACUGCGAGCUUGACUCUCAGCCCAACCACCUGACAGGAGCAGCAGACUACCUCAUCUUGAUCGACACUGCAUUUGUUUUUGCCACCAGUUACCCACCACUCAUGAGACCAGAAAGGAAAGUGGAUGUCAUUUUGCAUUUCAAUUACAGUUCAGGUUCCCAGACCAGGCCUCUGAAAGAAGCCUCUGAGUACUUUGCAAAACAAGGAAUUCCUUUCCCUAAGGAGGUACCAGAUGAUCAGGAAACACCACAUCUGAAGGAAUGCUACAUUGUUGGUGAAAAGGAGAGUCCAGAAACCCCUAUUGUAAUAUUCUUCCCUCUGGUAAAUGACACCUUCAGGGAAUACAAAGCACCUGGGGUGAGACGUAGUCCCUCAGAGAUGGCAGAGGGUGAUGUUGAUGUUACCAAUAGCUGUGGUCCAUACUACAUAAACAACCUGAGUUAUUCAGAGAAAGAUUUUGACAAACUGGUGAACCUAAGCUACUACAACGUCCAGAAUAAUAAAGACUUGAUUCUUCAGGCCUUGCGUGCAGCAGUGGAACGGAAAAAGCAGCAAAAGAAACAGCAACCACUGCAAAAACCACCACCUCCUGGUGAUGAUGACAUGGGUGUCCCCAACAGAGAGGUGUCCCAGCAUCUGCCCACCUGCUCAACAGUAGGGAAAAUGAAAUAA